Messenger RNA from Ilex paraguariensis (yerba mate), 1011 nucleotides. NCBI's taxonomy places the organism in Eukaryota, Viridiplantae, Streptophyta, Magnoliopsida, Aquifoliales, Aquifoliaceae. The record is from the annotation of a GenBank genome assembly.
AUGGAAGCAGAAAUGAGGGCACUUCUGGAUGGCUUAUGUCGUCUUCUAGAUUACAGCUUGGAUGUUUAUCCUAUCCUUAUUGAAUCUGACUCUCAAAUUCUUGUGGAUAUGGUCAAUCACACUUUUGAACCUCCAUGGAGAUAUGAUUAUACCGUCUCCGACAACCAUCGUCUCAAAAGCCUCAAACUCUCCUUCUUAGAUCAGAUUGCACAAUCAGUUUAUAUUCCCAUCAUUCUCUUCUAUUCUCCUCAAUUUGGCUCCAAGACUGAUCCUACCCAAAAACAUAAUUCUCUGAAACAAUCAUUAUCAGAAACCCUAAUCCAGUUCUACCCAUUAUCUGGACGGAUCAAAGAUGAUUUUUUCAUUGAUUGUGAUGACACAGGAGUUGAGUAUGUUGAAGCUCAAGCCCAUGCUCAACUCUCAGAAGUAAUUGCAGAGCCAAGCAUGGAGGAAUUGAAACAGUUCCUCCCCGUGGAACCUUAUAGCAGUACUGGAACUGUGAAGGAGACCCUCCUGGCCAUUCAGAUAAACUUUUUUGACUGUGGUGGGAUGGCCAUCGGCAUCAAUAUGUCUCACAAAAUCGCCGAUGGAUCGUCGUUGAUCACAUUCAUGAAUGCAUGGGCUAGUAAAUCACGUGGAGAUAGCAAAUAUUUGGGUCCUAAUUUUGAUAUCGAUUCUCUGUUUCCACCCAGAGAUUUAUCUGGGUUCAUACCAAGUGCAGUCUUAAGCAAAGAGAAGAUUGUCACCCGAAGAUUUGUGUUUGAUAAAUCAAAGUUAAAAAUUCUCAAGAAAUCUGCAUGUUCUGGUGCUGAAUCAAUAGUGAAGGAUCCGACCCGGGUUGAAGCCGUCUCAGCUUUCAUCUGGAGCCAUUUCAUAGAGGUUGCCAAUGCCAAAGCUAAAAUGGAUUCAAAAAAGCUAUUUGCUGCAGUUCAUGCAGUGAACUUGAGGCCCAAGAUGAAUCCACCCCUUUCUGAUCAUGCCUUUGGAAAUCUAUGGAGCUUUGCUCUUGCA